CUGCCCUGCUACACGGUCCCCUGCCAAGAUCCAUCUUCCCGGUUACGCCGCCUGAUCGAAGUGAACAAGCAAGGAAGAGCCAUGGCGAGCGAGCACGCGGCGGGGGGCGAGGCUAAGCAUGACCAGAAGCAGAGCCUGAUGGACAAGGCGAAGGGGUUCGUCGCGGAGAAGAUCGCGCACAUCCCCAAGCCCGAGGCGACGCUGGACGGCGUGACGUUCAAGGGCCUGAGCCGGGAGUGCAUCACGCUGCACAGCAGCGUGAACGUGUCCAACCCCUACGACCACCGCCUCCCCAUCUGCGAGGUGACCUACACGCUCCGGUGCGCCGGCAAGGAGGUGGCGUCCGGCACCAUGCCGGACCCCGGCUGGAUCGCCGCCAGCGGCUCCACCGCGCUGGAGAUCCCCGCCAAGGUGCCCUACGACUUCCUCGUCUCCCUCGUCAGGGACGUCGGCCGGGACUGGGACAUCGACUACGAGCUCCAGGUCGGGCUCACCGUCGACCUCCCCAUCGUCGGCAACUUCACCAUCCCGCUCUCCACCUCUGGCGAGUUCAAGCUCCCCACCCUCAAGGACUUGUUCUGAUCUAGUAGUAGCUCGCUUGCCUUGUGUUCUGUGCGGGCGCGCACCAGCGAUCUGUACGACGAGCUUUUGCAAAUAAACGACGCAGCUCCUCUGUUCUAU
This is a messenger RNA of Zea mays, 681 nucleotides long. RefSeq lists its product as uncharacterized. NCBI's taxonomy places the organism in Eukaryota, Viridiplantae, Streptophyta, Magnoliopsida, Poales, Poaceae. Bases 82 to 582 code for a protein of 166 amino acids. Gene Ontology annotation, biological process: response to desiccation. Gene Ontology annotation, cellular component: cytosol. The record is from RefSeq and is marked provisional. The transcript has a single exon.